Messenger RNA from Fulvia fulva, 2301 nucleotides. RefSeq lists its product as uncharacterized. The record is from RefSeq and is a predicted model, not a curated record. NCBI's taxonomy places the organism in Eukaryota, Fungi, Ascomycota, Dothideomycetes, Mycosphaerellales, Mycosphaerellaceae. The transcript has 2 exons. Bases 1 to 2301 code for a protein of 766 amino acids.
AUGCCUAACUACGUCUCUCACGUAGACACGGACGCUGACAUACGCAUCUCAAAUCGCGGGCUCGAUUUCAAUCAUGGUGCUUCUGGAAGCAGCAGGGCAGGGCCUGUCGGUGGUGAUACGCACUCGGCUAAGACGUCUGCCCAGAUGUCGUCUGCACACAAAGCACCACUCACCACCCAUCCUGACGGACGCGGUGAUGGUAUAGGACAGUCGGACUCUAUCCCGCCGCACGUCUCUCGAUCUGGAAAGUCCAUCUCCAUCCAAGAAGGACUGCUCCGCGUACCUGAAGGUGGCCAAGGUCAUGUAAGACGGCCUGUAGAAACUUCCAUUCUGGACCUUGAUACGCCACUAAAUACAUUCGGGGAGCUUUCUUCCUCUUCAUGUUACUACGAGCCCCAAGGAGAACUACUACAAGAAAGGAGUGACCAGCGCUCAUUACAAGGAGACUUCACGAUACCGCAACCAGUCGGGCCAUCGCACUUUACUUCGGCUUUCGCGACGGACAAUCUCGACAAGAACGACGGCUUUGCCAUACCGCGAAGACCUUCUGGGCAGACUACCACUGUGGCAGGAGCAAAGAGAAAGUCGUCCUCGGAUCAACUAACCGAAGCUUCGACUUCAGCUAACAAACGUACCAUGCGAACCAUGUCAGAGUCUGGAGAUGAAGCUGUGUCGCCUUCGGAUGUCCAAACGCCAGCAGAGAGUGUUCCUUCGCAAGGCGGCCAAGGUAAUCGUAGUCGCAGUGAUGCAGAUACCCCGGACCCCAGGCCUCGCGCUCAUACGGUAACUUUCGAGUCGAUGCGACCUCCCUUGAGUAAUGGUGGACCAGCCGGUGGCGCGAGGCGUAGCGUGACAGAUCCAAAUGUAUCGAUGCUACUCCCAGCUCGCAAAGUCUUCCCUAUACAAAUAGGAGAUAAGCUGUUCAGACUGUCGGGAGCAAGCAUAUCAAGUGAUGCCCCAUCAUACUUCUCACAGUUCUUCGAAGAACAACUACGACAGAAUGAAGGCGCUGAUAAUGUGCGAACACUUUACAUCGACAGAGAUCCAGCAACAUUCGAGGACAUAGCACUGCACCUCCAGGGCUAUCAUAUCGAGCCCAGAGACGGACCUCACUUCGUCAAGAUCUUUGCAGAUGCGCAGUUCUUCAGCUUGCCACGACUUACAGCGCAGCUUUUCUCUUCCACAAUCUACAUUCGCAUAGGAGAUUCGGAGUUUCAGAUACCUCGAGAUCUAUUCAGUAAUCCCGGCGACUCGCCAAACUACUUCUCGCUUGGCUUUUCGGCCUUCUUCACCACCCCGAACGACGUUUUCCCAGGACUCACAGAGCGAUCACUUCUACGACCGCCUUCCAUACUACCACCCAGCGUACCUGGUCGAUCGGCGAAGACUUUUGCGGACCUACUACACAUCAUCAAAGGAUAUCCAGUCGAGAUUCGAAGUGACGAGCAUCGUGCUGAAUUGCUUCGCGAUGCACGAUACUAUCACUUGAAAGGCCUGGAGCAGCGCAUCAUACCGCACACCAUUUCCUAUAACCUGGCACGGAGGCGAACAGAGAUCUUGAUCCGUCUUGAAGACAUCCGACAAUCAGGAGUUUCAUUCAUGGCAGAUGGUACUCCUGACCCAGGUUCCACAGCACCAUCGCCCGUAAGCACUACGCCAUCCAGUAACGCUCCUGCCAGCCCUGGAUGGGUCUACUACCAUAGACCAUACGUCGAUACAGAAGCCUACAGCUUGAUCAUCGAAAUCACUGGCGAGGAGAGCACUUUCCUCUCAGUUGAGCCUCGCGGAUCCCUGCCGAAUGCCCGGAUGUGUCGAGCCACCUUCUUCAAGCAGACACUUUCGCGGAUCACAAGUCUCUUCAAUGUUGUAGCAAAUAAGAUGAACCUCCCAGUGAUACAUCCUCUGGGUCUGAUGAUGAUGGAGCGCGGCGCAGGAGUCGCGAGUCUACCAGUCAGCCCAUCUAACACGGGCAUGAGCGAGGAGCGGGCCAAGUGCCGGAUCGGUGCCGAUGCGGAUGUCUUUGUUGAUGGAAAACGAUGGACCCCGACUGGUGAGCAGAGCGAUGACCAGGAGGAUGAAGGAACUAGAACGAGAAGUAAGAAGCGGAAGUCGAACGAGGAUGAUGACAAUGAGGGCGAGGAGUGGAUCGUGAGGAAGUCCCAAUGGCGAUUGAGAGUACAGCCUAUGAAUGGUGGGGUGCAGAGUGGCAGGAGUGGUAUGGAGGUUAUCCUUGGUGCUGUGAAGGUUGAGGCGUUUAGUUCUGAGCGAGGGAGGAAUGAGGAGAGGGGGUUCUUGUCUUGA